Molecule: messenger RNA, 1574 nt
Organism: Sesamum indicum (sesame)
Lineage: Eukaryota; Viridiplantae; Streptophyta; Magnoliopsida; Lamiales; Pedaliaceae
Gene: LPA3
Product: Low PSII Accumulation 3
Source: RefSeq, a predicted model, not a curated record
UACACAGUCACAGAGUACAUAAUCCGACCAUGGCCAUGGCCGUGCAUGCGGCGGCCGGAGUAUCUGCGGUGGCACAAAUCCCAUCUGCAACUACCUCGUAUUCUGUUGAAAUUUCUCAUCAGCAGAGUCCAUUUCUUACUCUUUCCUCCAUUUCCCCUUAUCUUGUCAAGCUCAGUAAAGUAACUGCUCAUUGUCACAAGAAGAGGUUUAUUAGUGCCAAAGCCACUAAAUCUGAGUCGGGAGUAAACCCAAAGCAAGGUGUUGCUGUGUAUAAGCCCAGAUCAUAUGAAGUUCUUAUAUCUGAUGCUGCCACUUCUCUUUUCUAUGCUCUCCAAGAUGGGAAAACCCGGCUUGAAAUCGAGUUCCCUCCGUUGCCCAGCAGCAUUUCUUCUUAUAAGGGGUCAUCUGAUGAGUUCAGUGAUGCCAACAUCCAACUUGCAUUGGCUCUUGUUAGGAAGCUACAAGAGAAGCAAGAAACAAGAGCAUGUAUUGUAUUUCCUGAUAAGCCAGAAAAGCGUAGGGCAUCAGAGCUUUUCAAAGCAGCUUUUGACUCGAUUGAUGGUAUAACUGUUGGAUCCUUGGAUGAUGUUCCUAGUGGGGCAGUCACAACAUUCUUCAAAUCCAUAAGAGACACAUUGGAUUUUGACUUUGAAGAUGAAAAUGAAGGUCGUUGGAAAUCCGACCAGCCACCAUCACUUUAUAUCUUCAUCAAUUCGAGCACACGCGAUUUGUCGAUUAUCGAGAAGUUUGUGGAAAAAUUUGCUUCUUCCACCCCAACUAUUCUCUUUAACUUGGAACUUGACACAUUACGUGCUGAUCUGGGUCUCUUAGGAUUUCCAAGCAAAGAUUUACAUUAUCGUUUCCUUGCCCAAUUCAUUCCCAUUUUUUACAUUCGAAUAAGAGAGUACUCAAAGACAGUUGCCGUGGCACCUUAUGUGGUGAACUACAGUGGAGCAUUAUUUCGUCAAUAUCCAGGGCCUUGGCAGGUGAUGUUCAAGCAAGCAGAUGGUUCUUAUGCUUGUGUAGCAGAGAGCACUACUCGUUUCACUCUCGGUGAAACUAAGGAAGAACUGCUGAGGGUCUUAGGACUGCAGGAGGAAGAAGGAAGCUCAUUGGAGUUCCUUCGAAGAGGCUACAAGAGCGCCACUUGGUGGGAAGAAGAUGUAGAUACAGAACUAUCUUCCGCAUGGCGUAGCUGAACAUCGGAGCUACAAAUUUGGUAUUAGAAAUGCAGAAAUACGCAGAAACCAGAAGAAAGUAACGAAGUCGAACUCCACAUGGAAAGUUACAAGAAGAUCCAUCAACAAGAAAGGGGGAAAACAAAAUUGAAUUUGUUACUAGAUGUAUGUUUCCGGAUCCCUUUGAACCUUUGUUUCUUCAUAUAUAUUCGUGUUAGUUUCAGAGUUGCAAUUCAGCAGUUUUUCUACUUGAGAAAUGAGCAAGACUUGGAGUUUCAAGUAUAGUGUUUUACUGCUGAUUACUACUCAUUGUACCUACCAAAAUUUCUUGAAGGUGUAUUCUUGGAAAUUUCUCCGACCUUGUUAUUCUUACGGUAUGUAUCAAUCAUUCAACUA